Messenger RNA from Leptopilina boulardi, 3177 nucleotides. It is a transcript of the gene su(w[a]), whose product is annotated as splicing factor, suppressor of white-apricot homolog. Gene Ontology annotation, molecular function: RNA binding. Gene Ontology annotation, biological process: RNA processing; mRNA 5'-splice site recognition. The record is from RefSeq and is a predicted model, not a curated record. The transcript has 8 exons. NCBI's taxonomy places the organism in Eukaryota, Metazoa, Arthropoda, Insecta, Hymenoptera, Figitidae. Bases 499 to 2865 code for a protein of 788 amino acids.
AGGUCAAAUUGCAAACAACACAAAAAUGGCGUCCAAGAAUCAACGUUGGAUGGUUGAUUCUGGCAUCUUGCGUAAAAAAACAGUGGAAGAGGAACCACAGGAGCUGUUGGUGUUUGGGUACAGCUGCAAAUUAUUUCGUGAUGACGAGAAGGCGAAAAUGAUUGAUCAAGGGAAGCAUUUGAUACCCUGGAUGGGCGAUAACACUUUGAAGAUAGACAGGUCCGUUCCCAUAACCUAAAAACCAUUAUACCUAGAAUACGUAUAUUUUUGUCUAAAAAAAAAGAAAAUGUACGCGCAACAUUGUGCGAAGAACAAUACUCAUAAACUGUUGACGAACAUGACAAACUUUGACAGGUGUGACAUAAAUUUUUUUAACGUACGGAUAAGCAAUCUGGAGACUGUUUAAGGUUUCCGCAGGUGUUUUGGCUGUGAGGCUCAGUGUGGAAGCGCUAAUGCGCUCUGCAUGAGUGUAUUCAAGGUGCUCAAGUGUCCUGGUCCAUGGAGAUGAUCAUCGGCGCUUUUGCAGCAAGAUACGAUGGACGCGGGGCUCUGGGCGACCUAAGGGUCUAUGAACCACCACCCGGUGGCUUUGAUCAACGAACUUUUCUCACCGAGGAUGAAUAUAAAAUUGAACAACUCUGCGAUGAGGAGCGGUACCGUUCCUUAUACAAAAGUGAUACUGAUGAAAAUCUUUAUCAUGAAGAGGAAAUGAAAAGACUACAACAGGCUUUGGAUUCGGAAAAUACGUAUGGACAAGUUGCCUACAACUACAACGAAAAUGAUGAGAAUCAAAAAGGAACAUGUGAGGAUUCCCAAAGUCCAAAACCAUCUGAAGGCUCUCAAGAAGAUGAUCAAGCUUUUAUAGUUCCACCGGAACUCAACAUACCACCUGAUAUGACUGUGCCGGAUACACAGAAAUUGAACGCAAUAAUAACAAAAACAGCACUUUUUAUAAGUCAUCAAGGAGGACAAAUGGAAGUUUUAAUAAAGGCAAAACAGGCAAAUAAUCCACAAUUCGCAUUUCUCUCAGUGGAUGGAGCACUAAAUCCGUAUUACAAACUCGUCCUCGAGGCUAUCAAGUCCGAGCAAUAUAAUCCAGAAAAACAGCCCGAAAAGGAAGAAUCGGAAGAAGCAGAACAGCAAAAUGAUGAUGAUGACGAUGACGAGGAUGACGACGAACCUUAUCUUCAUCCCAGCCUCGCGCCUUCUUUCGCUAAAGUUGAAGCCGCACCAAGUAUACCGAGCAUUGCAUACAAACCUUCUGCCGAUUGUGCUUAUUCAAUGCUGGUAAAUCGAAUCACUGGAAAGCCACCGCCAUCAAAAGUUCCACCACAGCCGGAAGUUCCAGUUCCACCAUUACCUAUUUCUGGAUAUUAUCAAGGAAUGCCUCCACAGAAUCCAUAUUUUUCACAGGGUUAUUCCCCGUAUCCAGUAGCUCCACAACAGUAUUCACAUGGUCCAGUAAUUUACAGUGCCAAUGGACACACAAAUAAUCCAUCGCAAAUCUCCGUUCCACCAAUUCCAUCGUCAAGCGAUACAACAAAUCUCCAACAAACCCCACUAAAAGAACCACCAUCUCUCGUUCCUUAUGGACCAACACCACCAAAACCUUUGAGUCGACCAUCGUUUAUUGUCCCACCAGCUGAAAUACAAAUAAUCAUCGACAAAAUGGCGAGUUAUGUAGCAAAAAAUGGUCGCGAUUUUGAGGCAAUUGUCAAAAAUAAAGGCGAUCCACGUUUUAAUUUUCUAGAAUUAUCACAUCAAUAUCAUGGAUAUUAUGCACACAAAUUGACAAUAUACGAAGGCGCUGUCAAUCCUCGUGUUUUAACUGAAGAGGAACUUUUACAAAAACAAGAAUUAAAAGAGGAAAAACAAAAGAAAUUGGAAGAAUUACAAAAGAAACAACAAAGAAUGGAGGAAGUGCAAAAACGUGUUAAAAUGAUUGAAGCCAAAAAGAAAGGUGACACAAGAUUUAAAGAAGAUUCAGCGAAUAAAAAUAUUACAACUGUUUCAUUUUCCAUUAAGAAACCAAAAGAAGGUGAAACAACAGUGAUUGAAAAACGUAAUGCCCUACCAUUAGAAGAGAGUGACGAUGACAUUGAUGAGAAUAAAAAAGAUGUCAAUUCAAAAUCUAAUUCUCCUCACGAAACAGGAGACGAUACAUGUUUGGUAAAAAAUGAAAAAGAAACAAGCAAUAUUGAGAAAAAAUCACGAAUCGAUGAAAAAGAUUUUGUCGAUCUCACUGAUGAUAUUUUAGAAGAUUGUCAAAAAGAUUUGAGAAAUAAAUUAGUCGAGGAGAGAUUAAAAGAUAAAUUGGCAGCGGCAGCAAGAGAAAGAAUGGCAGCAAAUUCAAUGAAGGAAAAACAAUUACAAUUGGAACGAAAAAAGAAGGCAGCAAUGUUUUUAAGUCAAUUGCAAACGCCGAUAAAUGUAAAAAAUACUGAAAAAAUUGUGAUUGCAAAUAAACGAGAUGUAGAUUUAGAUGAAGUUCAAGCGGUUCCAUCUCCAAUUCGUGAUGUUGAAACAGAACAAUCAAGUCCUGGAAUCACUCCGUUGAUUCAUCGAAUAAAAGGCGCGGAAAUGAACAGCAAAAGAUCGAGGCAUCGCUCCAGGAGUCGGAGUAGUAGUCGAAGUCGAAGUUAUUCCGAUCGCGACAGACACAGAAUUCACAAGAAGCACAAGAAGAAAAAGGUCUCGCAUAAAAGUUACGAUAGUCCAAGUAGAUCAUGGUCCCACAAAUCAAAAAAAAGUAAAAAAUUGUCGAGGCAUCGAAGUCGAUCGAGAAGUCCCCAUAGACAUCACCAAAGCUCAAAACAUCAACGAAAAGGAAGUAGUUCCAGUAAUUCGUUAUCCAGCUCACCUUAAAGUUACUUAUCUGAAAAGUAGAUAAGUAUUUUUUUAAUACAAAACAAACAUUGUACAUAAAAUUUAUACAUAAAUGUAAAUUACAAAGAAUUAGUUGCUUUAUAACAAUUCCGUCAAAUUCAAAAACGAAUUUUAAAAAAACUACAUUAGUUUCUUGUAAUUUGUUUAAAAAAAAAAAAGAAAAUUUUUUUCCAUUUGGAAAAAAUAUUGAUGCUCUUAAUUUCUUAAAACAAAACUAUCGAAAUUAUUUAUUCUUGAAAAUAGUGUACAUUAUAAAUAAGACUAUUUGCAAUAAAAAAAUUUUAAAAUGAA